CAGCAGCUGAUCAGGAUGUUGGGCUCAGCUCUGGAUCGGCCUGGAUGGAAAGACUGGAUCGGUUUUGAGCUCCAGUUCCGUCUGGGUCCGAGCCUCCAGGGAAGGCGGGUCAUCGUUCACACCAACUACCCCCUGGAAGGACAGAGGUUCAUCCGAAACAACUUCCGUGUUUUAGCCUGGAACUACCCGACAGGCCGGGAGGAUGACUCCGAUAAGUUCUGCUCCCUGGAGCUCAACAUGGCCGGAUCCUACCAGUACUACUUUGGAUACGCAGGCGUGGAGAGGUUAGGAGGAGGCUACAUCGUGGUGGACCCCGUGCUUCGUGUGGGAGGAGACAACCAUGUCCUCCCCCUGGACUGCAUCACCAUCCAGACCUACCUGUCCAAAUGCCUGGGACCCCUGGAAGACUGGCCAGACCGGCUGAGAGUGGCCAAGGAGUCAGGUUACAACAUGAUCCACUUCACUCCCCUUCAGACUCUGGGAGAGUCCCGCUCCUGUUACUCGCUAGCCGACCAGCUGAGCUUCAGUCCAGAGUUCAGUCCAGAAGGGAAGAGCUACGGCUGGGAGGACGUGGGAGAACUGGUGGAGAAACUGAGGACGGAAUGGAACAUGGUGUCCAUCACGGACGUGGUGUAUAAUCACACUGCUGCUAACAGCGUCUGGAUCCAGCAGCAUCCAGAGUGCGGCUAUAACCUGAUGAACUCCCCUCACCUGCGUCCUGCUUGGCUCCUGGACAGAGCCAUCUGGCACCUGACCACCAGGGUCGCAGACGGCCGCUACCGGGACAAAGGGCUUUCUGCUGACAUCACCUGUGAGAGCCACCUCAACGUGCUCCGCGGCGUCUUCUGGGAGGACAUCUUUCCUCAGAUCAAACUGUGGGAGUUCUUCCAGGUCCAGGUGGAAAGUGCUGUGGAGGAGUUCAGGAUUCUCCUCCAGAACGGGUCCAAACCAGAUCCCAGUAAGACUGGAGGAAAACCAGGACUGAAGAUCAUUCAAGACCCCCAGUACCGUCGCUAUGGCAACACAGUGGACAUGGACUCAGCUUUGGAGACGUUUGUUCCUCACAGCUCCUCCCCUCAGCAUAUAGAGGAGUGCUGUGAUUGGCUGAAACGGAGACUGACCGAGCUGAAUGAGGAACAGUUCCACAUCGUACACCAGCAUCAGGAGCAGGCAGUCAACUGUGUGGUGGGGAACAUAGUGUACGAACGUCUGGCUGACCACGGCCCCAAACUGGGUCCUGUUACCAGGAAGAACCCUCUAGUUACCAGGUAUUUCACCUUUCCCUUUGCAGAAAUGACUCUAGAGCAGGAGAUGGACUUUCUGAGCCAGCCGGAUAAGAUGUGCCACUUCCUGGCGCACAACGGCUGGGUGAUGAGCGACGACCCGCUGCGCAACUUUGCUGAGCCAGGGUCCAACGUGUACCUCCGGCGGGAGCUGAUCUGCUGGGGGGACAGCGUCAAGCUGCGCUAUGGCAACGGACCCCAGGACUGCCCCUACCUGUGGGAGCACAUGCAGAAAUACACCGAAAUCACAGCCAAGUACUUCCACGGAGUGCGACUGGACAACUGCCACUCUACGCCGCUGCAUGUGGCCGAGUUCAUGCUGGAUGUGGCCAGAGGAGUGUGUCCCAGCCUGUAUGUGGUUGCUGAGCUGUUCACUGGCAGCGAGGAGCUGGAUAACAUCUUUGUAACCAGACUAGGCAUCACGUCGCUCAUCCGAGAGGCCAUGUCAGCUGGAGACAGCCACGAAGAGGGCCGCCUGGUCUACCGCUACGGCGGAGAACCUGUGGGGGCCUUCGUCCAGCCCAGCCUGCGUCCCCUGAUGCCCUCCAUCGCUCACGCGAUGUUCCUGGAUGUGACCCACGACAACGAGUGCCCGAUCCAGCUCCGCUCGGCCCUGGACUCCCUGCCCAGCUCUGCCAUGGUGUCCAUGGCCUGCUGCGCCACCGGCUCCACCAGAGGAUACGAUGAACUGGUCCCUCAUCAGAUUUCUGUGGUGAAGGAGGAGCGUUUCUACCCCAAGUGGAACCCAUCUGCCGCCCCCACCUCCACAGGGGAAGUCGGCCCUCAGAGCGGCAUCAUCGCUGGGAAACUGGCUCUCAACAAGCUGCACCAGGAGCUGGGGGCCCAGGGCUUCAUCCAGGUCUACGUUGACCAGGUGGACGCGGACAUCGUCGCCAUCACCCGGCACUGCCCCAGCACGCACCAGUCCGUGGUGACCGUGAGCAGGACGGCCUUCAAGAACCCCAAGACCCACCACUACGAGCCAGACGCCCCGCCCAUGUUCAUCCCCGGUAAGAUUGAAGAAAUCAUUUUGGAGGCGAGAACGGUGGAGAGAGAAGCAGGGAGUUAUAAGAAGGAUGAGAAAUAUAUAAACGGCAUGCCAGAGUACACCGUGGAGAUAAAGGAGCACAUACCGAUCCAGGAGAGUACAGUGGUGAAGCACGCUGGGGUGACGUCGAAAGGCCGCUCAGAGUUCAUCCAAAGAAUCCAGUUCCAGAAGCUGACCCCCGGCAGCGUCAUCGCCUUCAGGGUCAGCCUGGACCCCAAGGCACAGCAACUGGUGGGCGUGUUGAGGUUUUAUUUGUCCCAGUUCAGCCCCAAGUACAGGAAGGGCAGCGUUCCAGAUGAAAACCCCCCAGAGGUGCUGCAGAAACCCCUCGCUCAGCUGAUGUCCAAGCUGACGCUCGCAGACAUGAACAUCCUGCUGUUUCGCUGUGAAGCCGAGGAACAAGAAGACGGCGGCGGCUGCUACAGCAUCCCAGGCUGGGAGAGCCUGAAGUAUGCCGGUCUGCAAGGUCUGAUGUCGGUGCUGGCGGAUAUCCGUCCAAAGAACGACCUGGGCCACCCUCUGUGUGCCAACCUCAGAGACGGAGACUGGCUCAUAGACUUUGUCUCCAACCGGCUGAUCCACAGGGAAGGACCUCUGGCUCAGGUGGGUCAGUGGUUGGCAGCCAUGUUUAACUACCUGAAGCACUUCCCUCGUUACCUCAUCCCUUGCUACUUUGAUGCCAUCCUGGUGUCGACCUACACCACGGCUCUGGACGCCACCUUCAAGCUGAUGUCCAGCUUUGUGGAGAAAGGUUCCACGUUCGUCCGCCACCUGGCGCUGGGCUCGGUCCAGAUGUGCGGCGUGGGCCGGUUUCCGGCUCUGCCUCCGGUUUCCUCCAAAGUGGGGGACGUCCCGUACCGCAUCAGCCCCAUCACCGGGGAGAAGGAGCAGUGCUGCGUCUCCCUGGCAGCAGGUCUUCCUCAUUUCUCCGCUGGGAUUUUCCGUUGCUGGGGCAGAGACACCUUCAUCGCGCUCAGAGGACUCAUGCUAAUCACAGGCAGACACGCCGAGGCGCGCAACAUCAUUCUGGCAUUUGCUGGGACGCUGCGUCACGGUUUGAUCCCCAACCUGCUGGGAGAGGGUCGCAGCGCCAGAUACAACUGCAGGGACGCUGUGUGGUGGUGGCUGCAGUGCAUCCAGGAUUACACCAACCUGGUUCCUGAGGGACAUGAAAUCCUGCGCUGCCCCGUCACACGCAUGUACCCCACAGACGACUGUGAGCCCUGCAGACCAGAGCAGGUGGUGAGAGAGCGAGAGAGAGAGGCCCUCUGGGUGGACGUCAUCCAGUCUGCUACACCUUCUACCUGAUCCAACUCUCCUGUUCUAACUC
Molecule: messenger RNA, 3661 nt
Organism: Cyprinodon variegatus (sheepshead minnow)
Lineage: Eukaryota; Metazoa; Chordata; Actinopteri; Cyprinodontiformes; Cyprinodontidae
Gene: agl
Product: amylo-alpha-1, 6-glucosidase, 4-alpha-glucanotransferase
Exons: 26
Coding region: 16-3639 (1207 amino acids)
Biological process (GO): glycogen catabolic process; glycogen biosynthetic process
Molecular function (GO): 4-alpha-glucanotransferase activity; amylo-alpha-1,6-glucosidase activity
Source: RefSeq, a predicted model, not a curated record